Messenger RNA from Periconia digitata, 1844 nucleotides. NCBI's taxonomy places the organism in Eukaryota, Fungi, Ascomycota, Dothideomycetes, Pleosporales, Periconiaceae. The record is from the annotation of a GenBank genome assembly.
CUUUCCUUUCCGCAUUGGAACAAAAAAUCUUCACGGAAAAACGUACAGCAGGCCUAGCUACCUAUCAAAUGCCUCGAUGGAUGACUCGCGCUAGCUACGAUAACAAUCAAGAGAAUCAACGGUCCUUUCUUUACGUAGCCCUGCAUGCAUUCUAGUAUCUACUGACUCACUGUUGGUUUGCUUUUCCGUUCAAUUGGGGGGCAUAUGAGAACGCCGUCGAGCAUUCUGAGACCUAGUGAAUAUACAUCAUCUUCAAAUUGACCUUGGCAUGCAACAAGAAUUCUACCAUGGCUUCCCCAACUCAAACAUCCUCUUCGGCAACGAGGGCAACUACAGAGCCAGCCACCAACCCCAGCUCCUUGCAGCACGAUGAGAAACAGUUUGCCUCCAUCAUCCCAGAGAGCAACAACAAUCGGCUACAACUCCAACAUACAGCUUCAAACGUCAGCAAUCAUGACAUGCCCAAUGUCGCCUAUGUGGUCACUGGCGAUGGGGACGAGAUAUACAAUCGUUUCACCGAGCGUCGUAAGAUGAUCAUCACUGCUGUACUUUCUUUCUGCGGCUUCUUGGCACCUGUCUCUUCGACCACUGUAUUAUCAGCUGUACCUGAGGUAGCGGCUACUUUUAACUGCGAUGGAUCCAUUAUCAAUCUUUCCAAUGCCAUGUAUAUGCUUUUCAUGGGCAUUAGUCCAUGUUUUUACGGACCCUUUGGAAACAUAUACGGGCGCAAACGGGUCUUGGUAGCUAGUGCAGCGCUGUUCUUUGCUUUCUCAAUCGGGACUGCAUUGGCGCCAAAUUUGGCUUCAUUCUUCAUCUUCAGGAUAUUGACUGCUUUCCAAGGGACAGCCUUUCUUGUCAUUGGGUCAAGUGUCAUCGGAGAUAUCUACAAGCCCACUGAACGUGGAACAGCGCUUGGAUGGUUCAUGUCGGGUACCCUUAUUGGCCCCGCUCUAGGACCUUUCAUUGGCGGUAUCAUCGUCACAUUCCGAACAUGGCGAGACAUCUUCUGGCUACAGACAGCUUUAGCUGGAGCAGCAUGCGUAUUCGUCAUGUUUUUACAGCCCGAGACCAUCCACUAUCGACAAGCCCAGGAGCUCGAGGGCAAACCGCGAAAAGAGAAAGCAAGCCUUAUGUGGAAAUGGCUCAAUCCGUUUCGCAUCGCCUUGCUAUACCGAUACCCGAAUCUUCUGACCGUAGCCAUAGCGUCGUCAUCUCUCGUCUGGAAUAUGUACUCUCUCCUCACCCCGAUCCGCUAUGUUCUGAAUCCGCGUUUCGAUCUUACUACCCCUCUUCAAUCCGGGUUAUUUUAUAUUGCCCCUGGAUGCGGAUACCUGCUGGGCACUUUCUUUGGCGGACGCUGGGCUGAUCAUAUCGUGAAGAAGUAUAUCAAGAUACGCGGCACUCGGGUUUCUGAAGAUCGCUUGAAAUCCUGUCUGCCCUUCAUGGGCAUCGUUAUUCCAGCAUGCAUGCUGAUAUACGGGUGGAGCGUUGAGAAGAGAGUUGGAGGCGUAGCACUACCAGUCAUCAUGAUGUUCACUCAAGGCGUGGCCCAGCUGUUCUGUUUCCCGAGUUUGAAUACUUACUGUCUGGACGUCAUGCAGAGUCGGAGUUCAGAAGUAGUUGCGGGAAAUUACAUGAUGCGCUAUGUUUUCGCUGCAGCUGGUUCUGCAGCCUGUCUUCCAGCUGUCCGAAAGAUUGGUGUAGGAUGGUUUUCUACGAUAUCAGCGCUUUUCAUGGUCGUAGCGACUAUUGCAACAUAUAUGACUACAGUUUACGGUAAGGACUGGCGUGAGGCAGUAGAUGCAAAGAUAGCGGCGAGCAAAGAAGGUGAUAAUCGUGUAUGA